UGGCUGAGGUAUGGGAUACUCAUCGGAGAUGUAUUUAUUAUAUCCGUAAAUAUUUUUGGCACGCUAUUACAGAUAUGUUAUAUAUUAAUUUAUAUUUUAUAUAACGUGAAAAGAUCGACUACUAUCAAGCAAUUUACAGUAGCAAUUUGUUUGGUUCUACUUAUCUAUCUCUACAGCAUUUAUCAAAAAGAUAGAGUUUUGGCUGAAAAAUAUAUAGGAUUUCUGAGUUGCAGCUUGACUAUAUUAUUCUUCGCAUCACCAUUAAUUUCUCUCGCACACGUAAUAAGAAUGAAAACAACAGAAAGUUUACCAUUUCCAGUUAUAAUGGCCUCUACGAUAGUAUCCUGCCAAUGGUUCGCAUACGGAUGUCUACUCAACGAUCAAUUUAUACAAAUACCAAAUUUUAUGGGUUGCGUUCUAUCAGCUUUUCAACUUUCCUUCUUUUUGAUUUAUCCGAGUAAACGAAUGGAUCAAGUUCAUCUUAUAUGACAACAUUGGUUAUAAUUUUGUACGUGCGUUAACGAGAUGUAUCAACGUUGAUGUUAUAUAAAAGUUGUCGGGUAAGUACUCGUGGUAUAUAAAAGGCUUUUAUAUACCACGAGUACUUGGAUAACUUUUCACAGCGAUGUAUCUUUAUUUUACUCGAUAUUUGUAGGUUCCUGUAAAUAUAAACCUUAGUAGUAUAGGAAUCGUCGAACAUUUGGCAUUAAUUUUAUCGAGGGAAAA
Molecule: messenger RNA, 726 nt
Organism: Pogonomyrmex barbatus (red harvester ant)
Lineage: Eukaryota; Metazoa; Arthropoda; Insecta; Hymenoptera; Formicidae
Gene: slv
Product: sugar transporter SWEET1
Biological process (GO): carbohydrate transport
Cellular component (GO): membrane
Molecular function (GO): sugar transmembrane transporter activity
Source: RefSeq, a predicted model, not a curated record